AUGGCCGUUGAUUGGUCUAAGUUACCGACGGAGCUUCUCGGCUUAAUCGCCCUCCGUUUAAUCUCCGUCGUAGAGAUUCAACGUUUCCGUAGCAUCUGCCCAUCGUGGCGCUCCUCCGUCUCCUUCGCCGACAUCAACAACCCUCUCCUUCACAUCCACCCCAAUCCCCUCUCCGUCAUCCUCCGCACCAAAGACAACGAACUCAUAGGCCUCCACGGCGGCGCGUCGCUAUCAGGCGCCUCCUUCUCCCGCGUCACUCUCUCCUCCUCCUCCUCCUCCUCCUCAUCUACCAAAAGCUGGCUUAUCAAGUACGACUCCUACGCCGAACUCAACCCCGGGACUCUCCGUCUCCUCAACCCUCUCUCCCGCCUCCGUUUCCACCGCCGUUUCAAAUUCGUCGACCUCAUGAAAUUCACCGUCUCUGAGAUCCAACCAUCCUACACUAUUCACUCUCAUUGCUCGAAGAAAGCAGAUCUCGGUUUCAAAAGAGUGGUGGUUGCGAGAGAACACCUUGUCGACGGUGUCAAUCACCAAGUCCUCGGAGUCUGCACCGACGGUAGGAUCAGAUACUGGAACGGAGUCACAUGGACGAGAGUCAAAGACCAAGUGGCUCAUUUCCACGACAUCAUCAUCCACCAAGGACUCCCUUACGCGCUCGAUUCCAGAGGCAUUCUCUGGUGGAUCAGCUCCCGUCGUGGUAUCUUCAGGUUCGGACCUCAGCUGGACGACGACGUCGCUGAGUCUUGCUCUUGGAGAAGACUCAGAAGCUUAGUGGGAGGAAGCUGUGGGAAGUUCUACAUUGUUGAUCGCAUCGUUGAAAAUAAUGAACGGAGGAGUAAAGGUAAUACAGUGGAUCCACGGUAUAUAGAAAUGUUACAUGACGAUGUUGGGAACACGAGAGGCGAAGCGUUUAGAGGACACUUCUAUUACACAACGGUUGGUUUCAAGGUUUACACGGUGGAUGAUGAUUUGUGGCGAUGGGUUGUGGUUAAGAACUUGGGAGAUAAUGCGUUUGUGAUUGGUGAUGAGGCUUGUUUAGCUGUGAAGGCUGAUGAGUUCUACGGAUGCUUGCCAGGCUCUAUUUACUUUUGUGAUGAGGGUGAGUGUGAGAUUAAGGUGUUUAAGCUUGACGAUGGUAGUAUCGAGACUAUGUCUGGAGGUUCUCAGAGCUGUUUCCAGAUGUUUGUUCCUAGCUUUGACUGA
Messenger RNA from Microthlaspi erraticum, 1203 nucleotides. The record is from the annotation of a GenBank genome assembly. Lineage: Eukaryota; Viridiplantae; Streptophyta; Magnoliopsida; Brassicales; Brassicaceae.